This is a messenger RNA of Acanthosepion pharaonis, 5967 nucleotides long. Lineage: Eukaryota; Metazoa; Mollusca; Cephalopoda; Sepiida; Sepiidae. The record is from the annotation of a GenBank genome assembly.
AUGCACAAACCCGUCACAGAACAAACGCGGGAUAUUCACGAGCCGAACGCGGGCCACACCUUCCCUACUGUUCGGGCUUUCGGCCUCUCUACUGGUCGGGCUUUCGUCCUCCCUACUGUUCGGGCUUUCGGCCUCUCUACUGGCCGGGCCUUCGGCUUCCCUACUGGUCGGGCUUUCGGCCUCUCUACUGGCCGGGCUUUCGGCUUCCGUACUGGCCGGGCUUUCGUCCUCCUUACUGGCUGGGCUUUCGUCCUCCUUACUGGCCGGGCUUUCAGCUUCCCUACUGGCCGGGCUUUCGUCCUCCUUACUGGCCGGGCUUUCAGCUUCCCCUACUGGCCGGGCUUUCGUCCUCCUUACUGGCCGGGCUUUCGGCCUCUCUACUGGCCGGGCUUCCGUCCUCCUUACUGGCCGGGCUUUCGGCUUCCGUACUGGCCGGGCUUUCGUCCUCCGUACUGGCCGGGCUUUCGUCCUCCUUACUGGCCGGGCUUUCGGCUUCCGUACUGGCCGGGCUUUCAGGUUCCCUACUGUUCGGGCUUUCGGCCUCUCUACUGGCCUGGCUUUCGUCCUCCUUACUGGCCGAGCUUUCGACUUCCCUACUGGCCGGGCUUUACUAUACCGGAUAUUCACAAGCGUUCCCCACUACUGGCCGGGCUUUCGUCCUCCUUACUGGCCGGGCUUUCGGCUUCCCUACUGGCCGGGCUUUCAGGUUCCCUACUGUUCGGGCUUUCGGCCUCUCUACUGGCCGGGCUUUCGUCCUCCUUACUGGCCGGGCUUUCGCCUUCCCUACUGGCCGGGCUUUCAGGUUCCCUACUGUUCGGGCUUUCGGCCUCUCUACUGGCCGGGCUUUCGUCCUCCUUACUGGCCGGGCUUUCGACUUCCCCUACUGGCCGGGCUUUCGGCUUCCCUACUGGUCAGGCUUUCGGCCUCUCUACUGGCCGGGCUUUCGUCCUCCUUACUGGCCGGGCUUUCGGCUUCCCCUACUGGCCAGGCUUUCGGCUUCCCUACUGGUCGGACUUUCGGCCUCUCUCUACUGGCCAGGCUUUCGUCCUCCUUACUGGCCGGGAUUUCGGCUUCCCUACUGGCCGGGCUUUCGUCCUCCUUACUGGCCGGGCUUUCGGCUUCCCUACUGGCCGGGCUUUCAGCUUCCCUACUGGUCGGGCUUUCGGCCUCUCUAUUGGCCGGGCUUUCGUCCUCCUUACUGGCCGGGCUUUCGGCUUCCCUACUGGCCGGGCUUUCAGGUUCCUUACUGUUCGGGCUUUCGGCCUCUCUACUGGCCGGGCUUUCGUCCUCCUUACUGGCUGGGCUUUCGGCUUCCCCUACUGGCCGGGCUUUCAGGCUUCCCUACUGGUCGGGCUUUCGGCCUCUCUACUGGCGGGCUUUCGUCCUCCCUACUGUUCGGGCUUUCGGCCUCUCUACUGGCCGGGCUUUCGGCUUCCCCUACUGGUCGGGCUUUCGGCCUCUCUACUGGCCGGGCUUUCGGCUUCCGUACUGGCCAGGUUUUCGUCCUCCUACUGGCCGGGCUUUCGGCUUCCCUACUGGCCGGGAUUUCGUCCUCCUUACUGGCCAGGCUUUCGGCUUCCCCUACUGGCCGGGCUUUCGUCCUCCUUACUGGCCGGGCUUUCGGCCUCUCUACUGGCCGGGCUUUCGUCCUCCUUACUGGCCGGGCUUUCGGCUUCCCUACUGGUCGGGCUCGGCCUCUCUACUGGCCGGGCUUUCGUCCCCCUUACUGGCCUGGCUUUCGGCUUCCAUACUGGCCGGGCUUUCGUCCACCAUACUGGCCGGGCUCUCGGCUUCCCCUACUGGCCGGGCUUUCGUCCUCCUUACUGGCCGGGCUUUCGGCUUCCGUACAGGCCGGGCUUUUCGUCCUCCUCCUUACUGGCCGGGCUUUCGGCCUCUCUACUGGCCUGGCUUUCGUCCUCCUUACUGGCCGGGCUUUCGGGCUCUCUACUGGCCUGGCUUUCGUCCUCCUUACUGGCCGGGCUUUGGCUUCUGUACUGUCCAGGCUUUCGUCCUCCCCUUACUGGCCGGGCUUUCGGCCUCCCUACUGGCCUGGCUUUCGUCCUCUUUACUGGCCGAGCUUUCGACUUCCCUACUGGCCGGGUUUUCACCGUCCCUACUGGCCGGGCUUUACUAUACCGGAUAUUCACAAGCGUUCCCCCCCUACUGGCCGGGCUUUCGUCCUCCUUACUGGCCGGGCUUUCGGCUUCCCCUACUGGCCGGGCUUUCAGGUUCCCUACUGUUCGGGCUUUCGGCCUCUCUACUGGCCGGGCUUUCGUCCUCCUUACUGGCCGGGCUUUCGGCUUCCCCUACUGGCUGGCUUUCAGGUUCCCUACCGUUCGGGCUUUCGGCCUCUCUACUGGCCGGGCUUUCGUCCUCCUUACUGGCCGGGCUUUCGACUUCCCUACUGGCCGGGCUUUCGGCUUCCCUACUGGUCGGGCUUUCGGCCUCUCUACUGGCCGGGCUUUCGUCCUCCUUACUGGCCGGGCUUUCGGCUUCCCCUACUGGCCGGGCUUUCAGGUUCCCUACUGUUCGGGCUUUCGGCCCUCUCUACUGGCCGGGCUUUCGUCCUCCCUACUGUUCGGGCUUUCGGCCUCUCUACUGGCCGGGCUUUCGGCUUCCCUACUGGCCGGGCUUUCGGCCUCUCUACUGGCCAGGCUUUCGUCCUCCUUACUGGCCGGGCUUUCGGCUUCCCUACUGGCCAGGCUUUCGUCCUCCUUACUGGCGGGCUUUCGGCUUCCCCUACUGGCCGGGCUUUCGUCCUCCUUACUGGCCAGGCUUUCGGCUUCCCUACUGGCCGGGCUUUCGUCCUCCUUACUGGCCGGGCUUUCGGCCUCUCUACUGGCCGGGCUUUCGUCCUCCUUACUGGCCGGGCUUUCGGCUUCCCUACUGGUCGGGCUUUCGGCCUCUCUACUGGCCGGGCUUUCGUCCUCCUUACUGGCCUGGCUUUCGGCUUCCGUACUGGCCGGGCUUUCGUCCUCCUUACUGGCCGGGCUUUCGGCUUCCGUACUGGCCGGGCUUUCGUCCUCCUUACUGACCUGGCUUUCGGCCUCUCUACUGGCCUGGCUUUCGUCCUCCUUACUGGCCGGGAUUUCGGCUUCCGUACUGUCCGGGCUUUCGUCCUCCUUACUGGCCGGGCUUUCGGCUUUCCUACUGGCCGGGCUUUCAGGUUCCCUACUGUUCGGGCUUUCGGCCUCCCUACUGGCCUGGCUUUCGUCCUCCUUACUGGCCGAGCUUUCGACUUCCCUACUGGCCGGGUUUUCACCGUCCCUACUGGCCGGGCUUUACUAUACCGGAUAUUCACAAGCGUUCCCCACUACUGGCCGGGCUUUCGUCCUCCCUACUGGCCUGGCUUUCAGCUUCCCUAUUGAUCGGGCUUUCGGCCUCUCUACUGGCCGGGCUUUCGUCCUCCUUACUGGCCGGGCUUUCGGCUUCCCUACUGGCCGGGCUUUCGGCUUCCCUACUGGCCGGGCUUUCACCGUCCCUACUGGCCGGCCAAGCUACUUUCUUUCUUUCUUACAUUUUCUCUUUCUUUCUUUUCCUCUUUCUUUUUCUUUUCCUAUUUCUUUCUUUCUUUCUUUCGUGCAUUUUCUCUUUCUUUCUUUUCCUCUUUCUUUUUCUUUUACUCUUUCUUUCUUUCUUUCUUUCUUUUUCUUUUCCUAUUUCUUUCUUUCUUUCUUUCGUGCAUUUUCUCUUUCUUUCUUUUCCUCUUCAUUUUUCUUUUACUAUUUCUUUCUUUCUUUCUUUCUUUCUUUUUUUCUUUCUUUCUUACAUUUUCUCUUUCAUUCUUUUCCCUUUUCUUUUUCUUUUCCUCUUUCUUUCUUUCUUUCUUUCUUUUUUUCCUCUUUCUUUUUCUUUCUUUCUUCCUUUUUUCUUUCUUUUUCUUUUCCUCUUUCUUUCUUUUCCGCUUUCUUUCUUUUCCUCUUUCUUUUUCUUUCUUUCUUUCUUACAUUUUCUCUUUCUUUCUUUUCCUCUUUCUUUUUCUUUUCCUCUUUCUUUCUUUCUUUCUUUCUUACUUUCUUUCUUACAUUUUCUCUUUCUUUUUCUUUCUUUCUUUCUUUCUUAUAUUUUCUCUUUCUUUCUUUUCCUCUUUCUUUCUUUCUUUCUUUCUUUCUUUCUUUCUUUCUUUCUUUCUUUCUAAUUAUUUUCUCUCGUUUUUCUUUUCUUUCUUUCUUUCUUUCUUUCUUUCUUUCUUUCUUUCUUUCUUUCUUUCACACCUCAGUAUAUCUUUCUUUCAACAAUCUCCUUAACACUGAAUUUUCAAUUUCUUUCUUUCUUUCUUUCUUUCUUUCUUUCUUUCUUUCUUUCUUUCUUUCUUUCACACCUCAGUAUAUCUUUCUUUCACUAAUCUUCCUUACAUUGAAUUUUCAGUUUCUUUCUUUCUUUCUUUCUUUCUUUCUUUCUUUCUUUCUCAGUUCAUUUUCUUUUUUCAGUUUUUCUUCUUUCAUUUGUGUUCUUUCCUUCUUUCUGUCUCUCUUUCUUUCUUCAUUCCUUUUUCAGUUUGGUUCCAUUCUGGUUGUUCUUUUUUUACUUGUAUUCACUUCUUCUUUGUCUUUGUUUCUUUCUUUCACAGUUCUGGCCUUAUUUUUAUUUCUUCUUCUUUCACUUGUGCUCUUUCUUUCUUUCUUUCUUUCUUUCUUUCUCAGUUAUGUUCCUUUUAGUUCUUCUUUCAAUUGGUUCUUCGUUUUUCACUUGUGUUCUUUCUUUCUUUCUUUCUUUCCUUCUUUCUUUCUUUCUUUCUUUCUUUCUUUCUUUCUUUCUUUCUUUCUUUCUUUCUUAUUACUCUUCUAUAUUAGUCCUUCUUUUACUUGUAUUCUUUCCGUCUUUCUUUCUUCGUUUUUAUUUCCGUUUCUUCUAUUUUUUUUCUUUACCGCUUCUUCGUUUCUUUUCCUUUUUCGCCCCUCUUAUCUAUUUUUCAGUUUACAUUUUUCUUCUUCAUUACCUCUAAAACCAAAUCAGUGUCGAUGGUGUGAAGAACAAUUCAGAUUACACAUUUUUCUUCUUUUUAAAAGUGUCGUGUCACUUCAGUAUGUGGGCGAACAUACCUCUCCACGAUGUUCUAACGGUGGAUUUCGAAAACGAAAGACAUUUUUUAUACAAGGUUACGUCUUCUUUUUUCCUCCAGGUGUCGAUGGUGUGAUGAAAAUUCCAGGUUACAUAUUUUCUUCUUUUCAAAAGUGUCGUGUCACUUCAGGAUGUUUUUUUUUUCUCUCUUUGCCGCCUUUAUUUUUCUUUAUAUUUUUCACUUCCUUCUCUUCUUCAUUCGUUCAGAGUUACUUCCCGCUUCUUCGUUUUUCUUCGUGCCUUUCAGCCAAUUUUUCUUUCGUUCUGUCUUUGAAAAAUAAGUUUCGCGUCAAUCCUUCCUCAGCCUUAUUUUCAUUACAACUCUUCCCGCAUAUUACAGCCAGUUCUCCGUCCAAUGACCAUUUUCAGCGAGAACUUUUUCAUUAUCUCGUUUUUAUACGCACCUUUCUUCCAGUGGACGGCGAUUUUCUUUAUCUUUUGGCUCGCAACUUCACACGCCCCGAAACUUUUUUUUUCUUAUUUAUCCUAUCCUCAUCAACCCUAUCCUUUUUUAUUUUCUUAUUGUUUACCUUCCUUCUUCUUCUUCUUCUUCUUCUUCUUCUUCUUCUUCUUCUUCUUCUUCUUCUUCACACUAAUAUCCGUAUCUAUCUAUCUAUCUAUCUAUCUAUCUAUCUAUCUAUCUAUCUAUCUAUCUAUCUAUCUCGGUCUGUUCAUAUCUAUCUAUCUAUCUAUCUAUCUAUCUAUCUAUCUAUCUAUCUAUCUAUCUUUUUUUUUCUUCUUCUUCCUCCCUUAACUUCUUUCCUCCUAUACCUUCUUUUUCUUCUUCAUUUCCUCCUCUCCAUCCUACUUCUUCUUCUUCGUCUUCUUUCUAUCUAUCUAUCCAUCUAUCUAUCUAUCUAUCUAUCUAUCUAUCUAUCUUCUUUUUUCUACUUCUCCCUCCAUUAA